Molecule: messenger RNA, 1356 nt
Organism: Aaosphaeria arxii CBS 175.79
Lineage: Eukaryota; Fungi; Ascomycota; Dothideomycetes; Pleosporales
Exons: 3
Coding region: 1-1356 (451 amino acids)
Source: RefSeq, a predicted model, not a curated record
AUGCAUGACCUCCGCCGUCAAGCCCUUCUCGAAAGCGGCAAAACCGUGUCGCGCAAAGCACGCUCACGACAGGCAUCGGCCGUCUCGUCUAAAGCAAACUCAAAAGUUAAUUCCCCCGCCCAAUCGAGAGCCACCUCGCGCAACCCGAGCGGGCAGGUGUCGGAUGAUGAAGAUUAUUUGAGCGAUGGCACUGCCUGGAGCACAAAUUCCAUAGACGAAAUCCUCAAUGGUGAAGAUGUCGAUCUGCCGGUCGAUGCCUGGAAGACAGAACUCAGUAAUCGUAUUGAACACAUCAUCGAUCGUAAACGUACCAGCACCGAUGGCCGCGCCGAAAGCCUCAACAUUUUCGCGCACAUCCUCAUGGCCAAAUAUGCCAAGGAUGAUAUCGAAUCUCACGAGAGUGAACUCUUGCCAGCUAUCAUGAGGAGCAUCAAGACCGACACGACCGAACGCGAGACUGUUGCGGCUAUCAAGGCAUUGACCGCCUUCAUCGUUACCAUCGAGUCUGGCGAUGUGUAUGACGACGUGACAGACCUUCUCAAGCGAAUGAUCAAUAACGCUGAUUCUGUGAAAACGAAGGUUAGCGCCAUUCAUGGUCUUGGGAUUGCUGCCUUUUUUGGCGGAGCAUCCGAAGAAGAGAUGGAGAACAUCAUGAGUUACUACCUGGAGAUAGUAGAGUCUGACGGUCUCUCGGUCGAGGCGCAUGACGAAGGACCUGUGGUGACUGCCGCUCUUGAGGCAUGGGGCCUGUUGGCUACUGAGAUUGACGACCUGGAAGAAACGACCGAAGCCGCUAUCGAGGCCUUCGUGGACCAACUAGACAGCUCAGACGCUGGAGUCCAGAUUGCAGCGGGCGAGAAUAUAGCUUUGAUGUACGAGAAGUCGCACACCCCGCAGGAGGACGACGAGGAAGUGUCGGAUGGAGGCAUUGACUCCGAUUCUGACGAAGCACCUCUCCACGGCCCCCGAAUGAUCAAGCGAUAUACCGUAUACCGACGGCAAGAUCAGCUCCUCCACAAGUUGGACGAUCUUGCAACAGUGUCGACUCGCAGCAUCUCCAAGAAGGACCGCAAGACGCUACACUCUUCCUUCGCUGACAUUCGAAAUUCGGUCGAGCGCCCGACGCGCGGACCAAAGUACUCAACCGCAUUAGACCAGGAGACUGGACGUGUCUAUGGUGGCGGUAGGAUGAAGGUCAAGAUCAACCGAUCCGUCGAAGUCAGAAUAGACAAAUGGUGGAAGCUGUUGAGGCUCAACGCCCUACGAAGGGCGCUACAGGGAGGGUUCCCAACUCAUUACGACGAGAACGAGGCGGUCUCAAGAUGCCUCCCAUUCUCAAUGUCUUCAAGACGAUAG